AUGAAUUUGUCAGAGUUGGCAAUGUUUCGAUUUAAUUUUUGGCAUAAACCUUUUUUCUCUCACCAUGCAGCGGCUGUUGCAGCAGCCCAAGCUGGAGGUGCAGGGAUGGAGAAUUCAACUUUUGUACCUAAUCCUUUGACUUCACCCGCCUUGAUGGUACUGGCAUCAACUGCAGAAAAUCAUGAAGGUGGAAGGGCUCCAUAUCCAAAUCAAAAUGCUGGAGAUAAAGAAAUUUCCUCACCAUAUACAACACCUUUUACAAUGUACAGACCUGGAGAACCCUAUCCUGCUCCACUAUAUGCUCCGGUACCUCCUUUUGUCAGAGCAAAUAUGGAACGUGGUAUGCAAUUCAUGAACCCAGGGACCAGUAGUGCUUUUAGACCAGUAAGCACUAGUGAUACAGAUAGUUACCACUCAGCAUUCUCACCAGCUAAAAAACCCAAACACGAUGAUAAUGGUUUCAGUCCAAAGACCCAUGAAUCUGAAUGUAGUGAGAUGGCAAUGGACUACUCCACUGGACAUAAAAGUAUCAAAGAUGAAAGACCAUCAAGUAUCAGCUCUGCAGGAAUUUCUGAAAACUACUCAGAUAAUGAACGGGGAACUCCUGACUCUGAGGGAAGAAGUUUGAGAAAACAAAGAAAGAAAUGUGUUUUAGAUGGACAGUCCCCAUGUUGUCCCGUUUGUGGUAUUACAUUAAGGGCAGGAGAAAUAGAACACCACUUCACCCUUGAGAUGGAGAAACUAGACAGACUAGUCAGAUGUGGCAGAAAAUCAAGAGAUACCACACCACAAGGAAGAAAGAAUUUGUCAUCACCACCAGUAAGGCGAGGGAAGGAGUCUCCUGCCACAGAGGUGGUUUCACAAUCAAGAUUUGAGACGUACCUUAGGAUCAAAUGUAACCGUCAAGCUCGUCUAACCAGUCGUACUAAAAACAAAAAGAGAAGACCAACUGAAGAAAGCUGCUGUCCAAUAUGUAAUGAGAAACUGUCUGGAACUUCGGAGGAAUUAAAUGGACAUGUAGAAUUAUGUUUGAAAAAGCAGAGAGGCGAGUUGGAGGAUGAGAACAUUGACGUUGAAGGUGAUGAUGAACAGUAUGAAGAGUACACAUGGGCAGGGCAGACUCGAAUCAGAGCUACUACCAUGUUGGAAGGAGGAUUUGCAAGAUCAGGAUUUCAGACCAUGUGUAAGAGAACAUCUGAUGAAGAAGUGGAUUUAAAUGUUGAUGGAGAUGAUUCAGAAAUGUAUGGACGACCACAAUAUAAUGAAGCUGAUAUUAUUCCUUGUUCGUCAGAGGAACCUAAUGAGGAGAGGGAAAGGGAGGCACUACGUGGGGCUGUAUUAGGAGCAUCCUCCAGUUCAUCAAUACAACCCAAAGCAAGUACCAGUGAAGAAGUAAUGGAUGUAAAUGGAGCCGAUAAGUCUCCUUCUCAUGAUACACAAUUAGAAUCAAGCUCCAGUAAUGUUAUAGAAGCAUUAAAAACAAAACUAAAAGAUAGAGAUGCAGACCAAAAAACAAAAUGUCUGAUUUGCAUGGAAGCCUACAAUAAACCUGUGACAUCUAUACAAUGCUGGCAUGUUCACUGUGAAGACUGCUGGUUAAAAACAUUGGGAGCUAAGAAGUUGUGCCCCCAGUGUAAUAUGAUAACCUCUCCUGGAGAUCUGAGAAGAAUAUAUUUAUAGAUUUAUGUUGUGACUGACAAAUAAGAUUUGUGUUGGAUAUUUCUUAAGUCGAUUGACCAGAUUAACAAUAACUGUGUUGUACAACUGUAUUUCAACCAAAUAAUUGGGCGUGAUAAUACAUAAAUUUCAAUCAAUUCAAUUAAAAAAAUACAAAAGGAGUAAAUUUAUGUACUAGGUAGUUCAUGUGUAUCUUCUUCAAACAGUGAUGUGACGUAUUGUUUCGCUGAUAACAAAAAUAAUCUAAUUGCACAAUCUAUUGGCGGUUAAUUUCACACAUGAAAAAAAUUACACUCAUUAUAUUUUUGCUUCUGUAAAAAUGUCAUCCUUCUCGCUACCAUUAACUGUUGAUUCUGAUAUUUUGGGUGUCUGCCGAAGUAUGAAUGAUACAUAUUGUUUCUGUCAUUUUGUUAUUUGAUCAUCAGAGUUCAGUAAUUUUCUGUAUGGUUGUGUAUGUUGUUAUAGCUGAUUUGUGUUUUCUGUGUUAUAUUGAUAUUGACUUGAAAGUUAUAGGUUCUAGAGCUUUUGAAAUUGCUUACAUUCAAUGAUAUUAAAAUUUCUUAGUAAUUAGCUUCUUUUGGAAGUAACUACUUUUAUCUGUCUCUAAAGAGUGCAAAACAAAAAUAAUGUUAAAGGAAGACAUUUUUGACAGGUUGUUUUUUGUUCUUUUAAAUAUUACACAUUGUAAACACUGGUGACAAAGGAUUUAAAAUAAAAUUCAUUUUCAAAUAUUUCUGGCUCUUAUUUAAAAGAGUUUUGUAUGAAAUUCAGACAAUUGCAUUUGUAUAACUAUAAGUAGAACCUAGUGGGAUUUUUUUUAUUUUAAGGUAAUUUGCUUUUUAUAUUGCAAAAACAACGGAUUUACAAAACAAAAGAAAUUUUGAAGUGAGUUGUAUAUAUUCCUUACAACUUUUCAAAAAUUGGGGAAUUUUAUAAAAUCUUUUGACAUCUCAUGGCUAGAUAUUAAAAAAUAAAAGAUUUCAAAAUGUAGAUUUGAGAGUUUUUAUACAAUUGUUAAUGAUAUAGUGCUACAAGACACCAGUGUAUUAUAUUCUAACACUAGUCUGAUUAUUGUUGUGUACUAAACUAUUGUUUUAUACUAAUAUAUGAGAAGAUUAUCUAGAAAUAAAAUCAUGUUAUAUUUAA
This is a messenger RNA of Mytilus trossulus (common blue mussel), 2823 nucleotides long. Its product is annotated as E3 ubiquitin-protein ligase Rnf220-like. Gene Ontology annotation, biological process: protein ubiquitination. Gene Ontology annotation, molecular function: metal ion binding; ubiquitin protein ligase activity. The coding region runs from base 1 to 1680 and encodes 559 amino acids. The transcript has 14 exons. The record is from RefSeq and is a predicted model, not a curated record. NCBI's taxonomy places the organism in Eukaryota, Metazoa, Mollusca, Bivalvia, Mytilida, Mytilidae.